GGAAAUCGUGGCAAGAUGGCGUCCCUGGAUCGAGUGAAGGUUCUGGUGUUGGGAGACUCAGGUGCAUGACUACAAAGAAGGAACCCCAGAAGAGAAGACAUACUACAUAGAAUUGUGGGAUAUUGGAGGCUCUGUGGGCAGUGCCAGCAGCGUGAAAAGUACGAGAGCAGUGUUCUACAACUCUGUAAAUGAAUCACAACUGAGGGGCUGGAGGAAUGGUUCAGCAGUUAAGAACACCGGCUGCCCUUGGAGAAGCCCCAGCUGAUUCCCAGCCGCCACAGGGCAGCUCACAGCUGUCUGUAAUCUCAGCUCCAGGAGAUACACUGCCCUCUUCUACCUCCACAGGUAUUAUUUUAGUGCAUGACUUAACAAAUAAGAAGUCAUCUCAGAACUUAUAUCGCUGGUCAUUGGAAGUUCUCAAUAGAGAUUUGGUUCCAACUGGAGUCCUGGUGACAAAUGGGGAUUAUGACCGAGAACAAUUUGCUGAUAACCAAAUCCCACUGUUGGUAAUAGGGACCAAACUGGACCAGAUUCAUGAAACCAAGCGCCAUGAAGUUUUGACUAGGACUGCUUUCUUGGCUGAGGACUUCAAUGCUGAAGAGAUUAAUUUGGAUUGCACAAACCCACGGUCUUCAGCUGCAGGCUCCUCCAAUGCUGUCAAGCUCAGUAGAUUUUUUGAUAAGGUCAUAGAGAAGAGGUACUUUUUUAAAGAAAGCAAUCAGAUUCCCGGCUUUUCUGAUCGAAAGAGGUUUGGAGCAGGAGCAUUAAAGAACUUCCAUUAUGACUGAGCUGCGCUCGCCUUUGGGAGAGUGAGCGAGCGGUGGCAGUUGUCACAGCUUUCCUCCUGCUGUGUCAGGUUAUUAACUUCUCAGGCUCUGAUAAAAACAUCUCAAAAUGCUACCUCACCCUCUCAUGGAAAACUGAAAGAAAGCAACGAGUGAGGACCCUACUUGGCCCCUGUUGUCUGUGUUGCUCACCUCUCUGUCCCUGCUGAUAUCGUAUGGAAGAGCCUCGUGAAGACAUGAGACACUGUCGAGCCAGUGCCGCAAAUGGGCAGUGACAAGGGCUGCACCGAAAACUGACUCUUGUCUGCGAUUUUCCCACGCUCACUGCUGAAGGCUUAAUUAAGUUCUGGAGAAAACUAUCUGUGUUGUUCUACCUUCUUGAGGGGAAAGGUCAUGUUAACCAGCCCUGAGUUAUCCACCCCAAACCAUCUCUGUCAGUUUUAAAGAAGCCAAGUGGUUUUAUUUCCUUUUCUCCAGCCUCAUUACACACAGGGAUGCCUAAGAAUAGCAACCCUGUCUCCUCCCCUCUCCCCUGGAAAAGGCUUGGUGUCUGGCAGAGACGGACUAAUAGCUGGAGUUAAAUAGAAAUACAAAUUAAUAAUACAUGGAGACUAGACCAAAAGAAGGCCUCUGCGAGGCAUCGACAGCGCCUCCACACUUGAGAGUGCAGCUCUCGAAGGCCCUUUCUGCUCUCUGUUCGGAGAUCCACUGAGAUUUGAGAACAGCACAGGGGCAGGCAGAGAGAUUUACUGCUCUUUGGUCUUUUCUUUCUGUCUGUUGUUGUCCUGGUUUCGGGUUUGGUUUUGGUUCUUAAAGGAAAUUCAGAUCCUGAAAUACCCUUUAAUAUGAUGAACCAUAAACUAAGAAUAUUAUCCUUGAGUUAACAAUGUGUUUAUGAGAAAGUCAACCAAGUCCCAGAGUAGCACAUUCACAUAAAUUAUGAAGCCGUGUUUGGGCUUUCAGAACACUGCACAGCUUUUCAGCCGUGGUGUGUGUGUGUUCGCAUAAGUGUUCACCAUUAUAUUUUAGCCCAUCUUUUUUGCCGGUUUAAUUCUCUUGGCCCAGUUCUUCCUUAGUUCAUAAAAUUGGUUGCAAAAAAAAAAAAAAAAAGACUCUAAUUGGCUGCUGCGUUCAGCACCUUAUUAUCCAGAUUCUUCUCUGCUGCAGCUCUCAGCCCCCGAGUCUUGCAGCAAAUUAAAGAAAACAGUGAUAUAAGUACACAGUUGCAGCUCGCUUAAGACCAGGUAAGAACUACAAGGUUCAUUUUCUGUUCACUUUAAUUAAAUUUCAGGAGGACUCAGGAAGGCAGGGUAUGCUGGGAAGGAGCGUGAGGAGGAGCUCAGGAGGAGCACUUCUGAGCUGGGCUGCUCUGUCUUUACCAAGGCCGCUUUCAGCUUCUUUGCUGGUUUGAUUGUUCUUUGAUAUAAUUAGUGUUAUGCAGAUUAUGGUCUGGGUGUGGAAUUUGGCACAAGUGUGUUGUGGAGAGGCUGUAAAGCUGGGAAAGUAAAAACCAAAUGCUACACAAACUAUCUGAAACCCUUCGUAUUUCUCUUUUUAAAAUGAGAUCGGGAAGCAUGGACUGCAGCUCAAUGGUAGAGAAUUUAGCUAGCAUGUGCAAGACAUUACAUAUGUUUCCAAUAUCAAAAUUUAAAUAAAAAGUAAGUUAAACCCAUUCCUUUCUCUCUCCUUUCUUCUUAAUUAAGAGACCCACCCCAAUUUCUAUCAUUUCUUUGUUACUAAGAAAUAAAAGAGCUGGGCAGUGGUGCACGCCUUUAAUCCCAGCACUCCAGAGGCAGAGAGGCAGGUGGAUCUUGAAUUCUAGGCCACCCUAAUCUACAGAGCAAGUUACAGGGCAGCCAGAGCUACACAGAGAAAGCCUGUCUUGAAAAACACAUAAAGACAAGAGCUAGAAAGGGGCGAAUACAUGUUGCUCUUACAGAGAACCUGCAUUUGGUUAACAGCACCCACAUGGGCAGUUUACAGCCAUCAGUAACUCACUUCCAGGGGAUUCAUCUCUGUCUUCAGACCUCUUUAAACACUAUGCAUACAUAUAAAAUAAAAAUAAAUAAAUAUUUUUAAGGAUGGGGAGAUAAAAGCAACCCAUCAGUGAUGGCUACAGGAUCUGACUUGAUAAAUAGUGUUCUUCAAUUCCAUUUCUACCAUCUUGAUUCCUUGACCUAUACUUUUUCCUUAUAAUUUUAUAAACCUUAUUAUUUAAAAAAUAAAAAGUUGUAAAUAAAAUAAACAUCACACACCCAAAUUUAUCUGACCCAAAGUCUCUAUCUCUCAGCGAGCUUCUGUAUAGUUAGAGCUGCCAUUGUAAAGCUGGGGAGUGCCACAGUGAAUUUUACACCUUUACUGUCAAAUAGAUGUUCUUUGCACUUAGUUUUGAGCUGUAGUUUUCUAAAGAAAAAAUAAAUUUUAAUCUAAUCAUCUGAAGUAAACUUGUUACGAGUAUAUGUAGCAGCAAAGAAAGCCGUUUACCAAAUGAGUGUUAUUUGCCCAACAAAAGAAUGUUCUUGAAGCAUGACUUUUAAAGACUUAGUUAUAGAUACUACUUGUAAGCAAUAAUUUAGUAUAAUACAAAAAAAAUAAAUUAUUGUGACUGCCAGAA
Messenger RNA from Alexandromys fortis (reed vole), 3399 nucleotides. It is a transcript of the gene Rabl3, whose product is annotated as RAB, member of RAS oncogene family like 3. Gene Ontology annotation, biological process: intracellular protein transport. Lineage: Eukaryota; Metazoa; Chordata; Mammalia; Rodentia; Cricetidae. The coding region runs from base 216 to 788 and encodes 190 amino acids. The transcript is spliced from 8 exons. The record is from RefSeq and is a predicted model, not a curated record. Gene Ontology annotation, molecular function: GTPase activity. Gene Ontology annotation, cellular component: endomembrane system.